GCCUUUUACUCCUCCGUUUCCGAUCUGCGAUCUCCGGUCUUCGAUCUUCGUCCUGUCUCCGAUCCAAAACCCUAAAUUCUAUGCUCAUUUCCUCUCCUUUAAACCCUGAUCGGUGAUCACGAUGCUUCAGAUCUGAACCUGCCUCUUCACUGUUGUCUUUGACAGAUCUGAGCUACUCUCCGAUCUCAGGUAGAUUUCGUCUUGUAUUGGAGGAGUAAGAGAGUUUUAGAGUAUUGUUUGAUUGAAUUAUGGCAGCUCCAGUGCCUCCAGGGGCACCUAGACCUGGCAGCAAUAUGCAACCGCCUCCACCUAAUUAUAAUCCCAAUUUUCAAAGCAAUCCUGCUUCGUUAGCUGAUAACAUGCAAAAUUUGAACCUAAAUCGGGCUCCUUUAUUGCCCAAUUCUGGUCCUAGGCCGUCCCCUUUUGGCCAACAACCACCUUUCUCGCAAUCUGCUCCUACCAGUGGAUUUCCUGGUGUAUCCCCGUCAAUGUCCCGACCAGGACCGCCACCUGCUAUGAUGGGAAGAUCUGCAGUGCCCCCUACUGGACCUCCACAAUCCACAUUGCCUGCAAAUGUACCCCAAGGAAGGCCAACUGGUCCACCUGUUAGUCAGCCACAACCCUUUGGGUCCAGACCUUCUCUUGGGUCCUUGCCAACUUCAAUGAGUGGUCCAAUAGUUGCGCCUUCUGGGGCACCUUCUAGCGGUUUCCCUUCAUCAGGUGUUCCUAGUGGUGCAGUUCCACCUCCACAGGUUGCUCGCCCAAGUCCAUUUAUGUCUUCUUCACCUUUGUCUGGCAGCCCAAUUGCACCCCCAUCUAGCGUACCUGGUGGUCCUUUGACCAAUGGGCCGCCAAUGAUUGGUUCAGGAGCUUUGGCAGGUGCACCUCGAUUUCCUUCUGCUGCAAGCCUCUCACAACCUCCUCUUGGACCUCCUCCAACAACGAUUUCAGCUAGGGCUCCAACUCAGGUUCCAACUAUGCGUUCUGUUUUAGGAGGUUCUGCCAUUAGUGCACCUCCAGGUCCUCCCAUGCAACCACCAUCACCAUUGUCAGGUAUGCCUCAAGUUAGGCCGCAGACCACCGCUUCUCCCUUUGGACCACAAGCAUGGCAAGGGCAACUGCCACAGGCUACUCUGUCUCAAUUUCCUGGUUCUGCACAACCACCGAGGAUGAUUGGAAUGCCACCUCCACUACCAAAUCAAGCCAUGACUACCAUGCCACAUGCUAUGGGUCAACCUGGAGCCCCUCUGGCUGGCCCAUCAAAGAUUGAUCCUAAUCAAAUUCCAAGGCCCAUUCCUAGUUCCUCACCCGUUGUGCAUGAAACACGCCAAGGCAACCAGGCCAAUCCUCCUCCGCCUGCUACUAGUGAUUACAUUGUCAGAGAUAAUGGAAACUGCAGUCCACGCUACAUGAGGUGCACUAUCAAUCAGAUCCCAUGUACAGCCGAUCUUUUAUCAACAUCUGGAAUGCAGCUGGCUUUGUUGGUCCAGCCAUUGGCCCUCUCCCAUCCAUCAGAGGAGCCUAUUCAAGUUGUGGACUUUGGGGAAAAUGGUCCUGUGCGCUGUUCUCGCUGCAAAGGUUAUAUAAAUCCUUUCAUGAAAUUCAUCGAUCAGGGAAGGAAGUUUAUCUGCAACUUGUGUGGAUUCACUGAUGAUACUCCACGUGACUACCACUGCAAUCUGGGUCCAGAUGGCAGGCGUAGAGAUGCUGAUGAGAGGCCUGAGCUUUGUCGAGGAACAGUUGAAUUUGUUGCCUCAAAAGAAUAUAUGGUUCGUGAUCCAAUGCCAGCUGUGCACUUUUUCCUCAUCGACGUAUCAAUGAAUGCAGUACAGACAGGUGCAACAGCAGCAGCUUGCAGUGCAAUCAAUCAAGUUAUUUCUGAUCUUCCAGAGGGUCCUCAAACUAUGGUGGGAAUUGCAACAUUUGACUCAACAAUCCAUUUUUACAAUUUAAAACGGGCAUUGCAGCAGCCGUUGAUGCUCAUUGUUCCUGAUAUACAAGAUGUUUAUACUCCUCUGGAAACAGAUGUUAUUGUUCCACUCUCAGAGUGCCGUCAACAUUUAGAGCUUUUGCUGGAAAGCAUCCCAACAAUGUUUCAGAAUAGUAAAACUGCUGAGUCAUGUUUUGGAGCUGCAAUCAAGGCUGCUUUCUUGGCCAUGAAGAGUACUGGUGGAAAGCUUCUACUAUUCCAGUCAGUCUUGCCAUCAGUUGGCAUUGGAGCCCUCUCUUCAAGGGAAGCCGAGGGUAGAACAAACAUCUCUGCUGGGGAAAAGGAGGCCCAUAAAUUACUUCAGCCGGUGGACAAAACUUUAAAGACAAUGGCAAUUGAGUUUGCCGAGUAUCAGGUCUGUGUUGACAUAUUUAUCACCACCCAGACUUACAUAGACAUUGCUUCUGUCUCUGUUAUCCCAAGGACGACAGGAGGCCAGGUUUAUUACUAUUAUCCGUUCUCAGCUCUAUCUGAUCCUGCAAAACUUUACAACGAUCUCAGAUGGAAUGUUACACGGCCCCAAGGUUUUGAGGCUGUCAUGCGUGUAAGAUGCAGCCAAGGUAUCCAAGUCCAAGAGUACUCUGGAAACUUUUGCAAGCGCAUUCCAACUGACAUUGACCUUCCAGGGAUUGAUUGUGACAAAUCCAUAUUGGUAACCUUAAAGCAUGAUGAUAAAAUGCAAGAUGGCUCAGAAUGUGCUUUUCAGUGUGCGCUUCUUUACACCACUGUUUAUGGCCAAAGAAGAAUUCGAGUUACGAACUUAUCCUUGCCAUGCACAAGUAUGCUAAGUAAUUUUGAACAUGUGAGUGAUGAGGGAAUAUAUCUUCUUGAGAACGGUGAAGAUGCUCUAAUAUAUAUUGGGGGCUUAGCAAAUCCAAGUACCUUGCAGCAACUUUUUGGGUUUUCCUCAGUCGAUGAAGUUCCUACUCAGUUGGUGCUGCAGCAGUUUGACAACCCAUUGUCAAAGAAGUUGAAUGAUGUAGUAAAUGAGAUUCGGCGUCAAAGAUGUUCUUACCUCCACUUGAAGUUAUGCAAGAAGGGGGAUCCAUCAGGAAUGCUAUUCUUCUCAUACAUGGUUGAAGACAAGACUUCAACUGGUCCUUCCUAUGUCGAGUUUCUUGUACAUAUUCAUCGUCAAAUCCAGAUGAAAAUGUCAUGAUAAUUUCAGUUUUCUCCAGUCCAGCACACACAGUAUUCCCUCUGAGUUCAGUCAUAUGCCAUGAACAAACGAGAAAUUACAAGGCAGAAGAAAGACAAAAAUCUGAGUAGCCUCUCCUACUCUGAGUUUCUUGUACAUAUUCAGUGGCAAAUCUGAAUGGAAAAAUAUAUAUGAUUGUUUCAUGCUUCCUGGGUUUGUUUCAGAUUGUGGUCGUCAAACUCUGAUGGCAAACUUGGAGAUUAGAACCGGAGAAACAUCAUAUUUGGUAUGCAUGAAUUAGGAGGCUCAUCGAUUGUUUAAUUUUGGACAACGAUCUGAGAUAAGUUUUGCUGCCACAGGUUCCUAGACAGAAACAUGGAUGCUUGAUAUUAGUGAGGAUCGGUUGAAACUAAUAAAAUACUGUAACUUUGAUUUUGACAUCUUUGGUGCAUUUUUGCUCCCUGGUUUCCAUACCAUUUGCUCCAUUCUUCCCAGUUUUAACAUUCGAAUCUCAAGUUCAUAACAGACUAACAGGGGAGAUAAUCUUGGGAUGAACUUAAUUCCACGCAAGUGACUCUUAGAGCCAGCAAUCUUGAGAUUGCAGACUAGUUUGUAGCAAUAUAAUUUUAAAAUUAUG
Messenger RNA from Rubroshorea leprosula, 3765 nucleotides. Lineage: Eukaryota; Viridiplantae; Streptophyta; Magnoliopsida; Malvales; Dipterocarpaceae. The record is from the annotation of a GenBank genome assembly.